ACCGAGAAAGCUUUCCUUAUGAAGGUAUAUUUAUUGAAAGUGGAACAAGCAACUUUGGGCGCGGGAUUCCCGGUUCUUUGUGUAGCGAGCAUUAUACUCGUAGCUGAGUUGUAUUGAAAGCUGUUAAGUCCGAGAAUUAUGCGGUUUAAUUACAUUUUUCUGUAGUCUUUCGCACGCAACUUAUUUCAGAGAAUUAUUUUGGAUGUGUAAUUUCAUAAUCGAAUAUGAUAACACCUUUUAAACAUUUUUCCUUAUUAUGUACCUAAGUAAAAAACUUCAUAGAUAAGAUACUUGUUUAUUGAGUCAUUAAGAUGAGUGACACGAACUUGAUCUAAGAAUUUUAAAAUUCAAAACUCUUAAAAUCCAUUAACCGAAGUACCGUUUAAACAUCUCAGGUACUUACUUGAAAGGGCUACUUAUAUGUACUUAAUUGCAACUUCUUUUCUCUCAUAUACAAAUCUGAAGGUAGACUAAAAUAAAUACAACUUUUAUUAAUCAUCGCGCAGUUUUUUCUAGCAUUCGAUAGUUACCUUAACGUCAAAUUGGUGUAUGUUAUUGUUUAUAGAUUUGAUGUAAUUUGACUAAUUGACGUGAUAAGUAAUCGUGUGAGCAAUUAAACCGGUUCGGGUUCCUGCUGGUCCACAGUCUUAUCUCGAGAGUCUACCGCGGAAGUUAUAUGAUAUAAAGUGAAUUCGACUGAGAGUCCGACAAUAUCGGUGACUCCACCGCAUAGUUUGGAGUACUUAUGCCCCAAGGGCGGUGGGAGUCCCAACGGAAGUGCCACCCCCAACGGGAUGGUGACCAGAACGAGUGCUACGACAGUGCUGCUCAGCCCAGGGUACCUGCAGAGUCCGUGCCAAUGUAACCAGUCUAUUAAGAGUGUAAGCGAAGUAGCGCUGACGAUGCCGACGUCUCCAGCGUGGAACGAGGAGGCUGCCGCCAACAACUCGCCAGACGGGCUGUCCUGGCGACGGCUGCAUAUGUCACGCGCCAAGCUCAAAGCUACAGCCACCACCUCCGAACUACUCUCAGGUUUCGCAAUGGUAGCGAUGGUAGAACUGCAAAUAAACGAACCGACGAACGUCCCAGAGUGGUUGUUCGUAAUGUUCGCAGUGUGCACCACUGUGCUGGUAGCUGUCCAUAUCUUCGCUCUGAUGAUCUCCACGUACCUUCUGCCGAAUAUAGACGCUGUCAGUAAAAUGGAGACGCCUGGAGGGCCGACGAGAGCGCUCCGAGAUUCUCCGCAUGAACGGAUGAGGGGGUUCAUCGAGCUCGCUUGGGCGUUUAGUACGGUGCUAGGUCUGUUCCUGUUCCUGGUGGAGAUCGCGAUCCUCUGCUGGGUCAAGUUCUGGGACUACUCCUUCGCAGCCGCCACGGCAGCCACAGUCAUCGUUAUACCAGUGCUAAUAGUGUUCGUGGCGUUCGCGAUCCACUUCUACCACUCGCUGGUGGUGCAGAAGUGCGAGACUUCUGUUCAGGACAUAGAGCAGCUAGAGAGCAUGAAGCGGGAUCUGGACACCGCCACUGUGAAGGUCAACAUGUUCUGAUAACAUCCCAACUGUGACACGAGGUACUAAAAGCGAUGACAUGAGGGGUUAUUUACUAUCAGUUCCAUACAAACGUGUUGAAUAAGUAUGGCAUGAAUUUUCCAGAAAUAAGUAAAAGAUAUGAUACUGAUAAGUGAAGAAUAGAUGAAAAUGCAUAGAGUUUUGUGUGAAAUAAUGGACUAUCUAAAACGAAGACUUAUUCACAGAGUGCUACAACUACAUUCGGGCGGGCACGUGAAAAUGAAAGAGUUGAGUCGUAUUUAUUUAGUACCUUUUGAGCGGAAACUUUUGUCGGCCCAAAUGUGUGUGUAGCAUCCCUGAUCCUAAAGCGAUUGUCAUUUAAUAAGUAUACUAUGACGCCGAGAGUACAGCGCUGAGAAUACUUAUUAAAAACGAAAUUCUGAUAGGCUUUUAGAGCUAAAACAUAGCUAAACACAACCUCGUGAUACUUUUUCAUGUGCAAACUCUUCUUUUUUCUUUGUUCUUUCUUUUAUUUAGGCCAAGUAGUUAAUCCCAUUUGCGGAAAAUCUGCAAUAAGUCACGUCAAAAAAAUAAAAUGUGUGUGAACACGGUUAAAGCGGGAAUUUAUAUGCCAAUCUCAACUGCCUAUACUGAAAAACUGGUGCUACGUUUUUUAAACUUUAAAUUAAAACGAUAUUUCGAAUCGACAAAAGACAUAUUCAUACAUAAUGCUUAAGUUCUAAAGUGUAUUCCACUUUUUAAGUUAUUUUGUGUGUAAGUUACGUCGCAACGAUAUUAAUAGAAUUAUAUGGAAACUGAAUACGAAAUCUCAAUUUUAGGCUGCAGGCAGCUAGGAUACUAAUACUAAAUUAAUUAAAAAUAAAUAAUUAUUAAAAUCCGUCUCGAAGACAAUAAUAUACUGUAGCAAAUAAAUGUUAUGUGAUAAAUGUAAAUACUAGAUAAGGUACAACUUUAAAUGAUAUUACUAAUGUUUUUUUUUUAAUGUUCGUAUGAUGUUAGUUAUUAGAGUUAGGCUUCCGUUUUCUGUUUUAAAGUGUAACGAAUCUCUUCAUGGAUAAAUGCAAGGUUAUCGCAUGAAGUAGCCUUAGAUUACACUGUUUAGUUCUAUGAAGUAAUAAUGAGAGGCUGCUGCUAAUUGGCUUUGACAAGUUAAUAGAGAUUGUUCUUACAUUCGAUAAAGAAAGUAGUAGAUAGUUGAGCUUUUUCUUAUACAUAUUGCAGGUUCUUCUUUCACACUUCUACUUAUUAAACUUUGUUUGUUCCAUCUAUUUUCCUAAGCGCAUUCUCUAUUAACUUGUCAAGCUACUAAACUCUGAAUGAAGGUGCAAAAUCAUUAAAUUGAUAUAUUCAGUUCACCAAAGAGAAUUUCAGUAGUAUCAUAUUGAAUUUUGAAUAUUAUAUACCGUACUUCUAUGUUGUAGACGUAACUGCGUAAAUUAGAGCUAAUAUUAUGGUUCAUAAAGACUGCUUUAUGUUACAAUAAAUUACAGAAAGUGUGAAAAGUUAAGAUUGUUAGCAGCCGAAUUGCUGCGGCUAAUAAGUGUAAGAUAGUAUAUAGGUGAGCGCAAAUCUACCGAAUGUCUUUACGGCUAAUGAUUCUCUACGUUAGUCCAUUUAAUUUUCUUCACAAAGUCGCUUCGCUGUUCGGUAAGUUUGCGCAGACCCUUGACGGAUAUUAAAAAUAUGUCUAUUUUGAGUUACUUUUAUUUAUCACCGCAUGUCAAGUUGUUAUACCCUAUAAAAGUUACAUGAUUAGAGUGAGAUAUCUCUCAUCUCUUUCGUACUAAGCUAUAUUCUGUGAGUGCGAAAAAUGUCUCGUCUCUUCCGCGCUAGGCGUUGCACUAUACUAUCCUGUUGUCAUGCUAAUCAUGUUACGCUUUACAGUGUAUAACAGAACGUAAGUUAUGUUGUCGACUGUACUGAGUAAUUAUUUUGUUAACAAUUAUUACCUAAUUAUGUCUUCCAUUGAUAUGAUAAGCGUACGUGUGGUAGGACCAAUUCCAUUGUGCUGUUUAAGAAUCGAUCAGUAUUCUUACGAGUUUGAAGUGUAUUAAAUAAUGUACUGCUGGGUCAAAAAGGCCACAUUUAAGCAAUUCAUACACAAAAGCAAUAUUGCUAUUUGAAUUUUUAUCACUGCGCACUUUUAAGAGAAUCGCUUCAAUGUGACCCUUUUAAACACCCAGAUAUAUUUUUGUGAUCUGUUUUACACAAAAUCCCGUUGUGAAUAAAUAUUUUAAUUUUUAA
This is a messenger RNA of Pectinophora gossypiella (pink bollworm), 3773 nucleotides long. RefSeq names its product calcium release-activated calcium channel protein 1-like. Gene Ontology annotation, cellular component: membrane. The record is from RefSeq and is a predicted model, not a curated record. The coding region runs from base 795 to 1547 and encodes 250 amino acids. Gene Ontology annotation, molecular function: store-operated calcium channel activity. Lineage: Eukaryota; Metazoa; Arthropoda; Insecta; Lepidoptera; Gelechiidae. Gene Ontology annotation, biological process: store-operated calcium entry. The transcript has 6 exons.